Messenger RNA from Helicoverpa zea (corn earworm), 1287 nucleotides. RefSeq names its product protein snail homolog Sna-like. Gene Ontology annotation, molecular function: DNA-binding transcription factor activity; RNA polymerase II cis-regulatory region sequence-specific DNA binding. Gene Ontology annotation, biological process: regulation of transcription by RNA polymerase II. Lineage: Eukaryota; Metazoa; Arthropoda; Insecta; Lepidoptera; Noctuidae. The record is from RefSeq and is a predicted model, not a curated record. Bases 95 to 1126 code for a protein of 343 amino acids. The transcript has 3 exons.
CACGCCCGCGACCUGUGGAACGCACCGACUCGAACUUGUUGCGAACACCACCUGUUAACUCAUGGGGGCACCGUGAAACUCAGCGUUGGCCACCAUGCCGCGCUGCUACAUGGUGAAGAAAGGCGUGCAGCGGCACGAGGGGCCCCCGCCAUGCAGCCCCACGGAGGCGAGCGUCGCGCCUCCGUGCUACAGCCCUGCCGAGCACUCCGCCCUCACAGAGGGGCGCAGCGGCGAGUACGCGGAGCUGGGCGUGCCGCUGUCGCAGCGCUCGGCGGCGGACACGGAGGCGGCGCACGAGCUGCUGUCGCUGGCGCAGUCGCUGCCGCCGCUGCCACCCGCCGCGCACCUCGUCACCGUGCUCGCGCCCGAGCCCGCGCCGCUGCUGCCCGUCUACACCUACACGCUGCAGCCCACCAACAUCUAUAUCCUGGCCGAGGAGCCGCCCGACCCCGUCUACCACGCCGUGCAGACCGUCACGCCGCUGCAACCCGUCGAGUUUGUUGACUCGCAGAUCAGCUAUGUCGAGUACCAGCCCGUGCCACCGCCGCCGCCGCCACCACCGCCGCAACACGCUGACUACCGAAUGGAAUACAAAGAGGCUACCCCCGAACCUGAGCCCGAGCCUCCAGCACCCCCAUCUCCCGAAAGCGAACCGGUGCCUACCACCAAGGAAAAACCCGCCAAAUACGAUUGUAAUGAGUGUGGCAAGCGGUACGCGACGUCGUCGAAUCUGUCGCGACACAAGCAGACGCACCGCAGCCUGGACUCGGUGGCGGCCAAGCGCUGCGGCGAGUGCGGCAAGGCGUACGUGUCCAUGCCGGCGCUGGCCAUGCACGUGCUGACGCACCGCAUGGGGCACGUGUGCGGCGUGUGCGGCAAGCAGUUCUCGCGGCCGUGGCUGCUGCGCGGGCACCUGCGCUCGCACACGGGCGAGAAGCCGUACAACUGCGCGUCGUGCGGCAAGGCGUUCGCCGACCGCUCCAACCUGCGCGCGCACCUGCAGACGCACUCGGCCGACAAGAAGCACGAGUGCGCGCGCUGCGGCAAGUCCUUCGCGCUCAAGAGCUACCUCAACAAGCACCAGGAGGCGGCGUGCGUGCGUGACGACGACGACGAGGACGAGUGACGUGCGGCCGCGCGCAUACUACAAACGAUGCAACGAACUAUUUCUCUAUGAACUUCUUUACACCUUUGUAUUACUGAAAGGAACAUAUUUUAUAGGGUAGAUGCUCGUAGUUUCGACGGCGUCGAAUGAAUAAUAAGCAAUAAUAAUGUACCUAAUCUCGU